Molecule: messenger RNA, 1509 nt
Organism: Pestalotiopsis fici W106-1
Lineage: Eukaryota; Fungi; Ascomycota; Sordariomycetes; Amphisphaeriales; Sporocadaceae
Exons: 1
Coding region: 1-1509 (502 amino acids)
Molecular function (GO): acyltransferase activity, transferring groups other than amino-acyl groups
Source: RefSeq, a predicted model, not a curated record
AUGUCCAACUCCACAGUUCAUGUUCCCCUUGGGGUUCUGGAUCACUUCCUUCCUCCCCAUUAUCUACCUAUGAAAUGGUACAUCCCUUUGAAGGACGGUAUCACGCCCCAGGAAGCGUUCAAGGCUCUGGAAGAUGGCCUUCGCUUUACUUUCCGGCAGCUGCCCUGGCUUAGCGGUAAAAUCUACAAGCAGGACCCAAAAACACCAGGCGGACGCCCGGGCCAGCUUGAGAUUCGGUAUAACCCGGCCGAUUUGGAGGAUGAUACCAAGCCAUUGCCUCAGUUUCCCUUCAAGAUACUCGACCAGUCGACGGGCUCCGUCACGUACGAGGAGAUCAGCGAGAGCGGCUUUCCCAUGAAUACGUUUCCGGACGAAGAAGUCUUCUGGGGAGACUUUCUCAAUUUUCCCGAGGAGGACAAGGGUGCCGAGUGCUUCAAAGCUCAGGCAAACUUCAUACCGGGAGCCCUUAUCCUCUGCGGUGCUACUCAUCACAAUGCCUGCGACGGCACCGCCUUGUUUGACGUGUGGAGGAUAUGGGCUGCCAACUGUGCGGCCCUGCAGGCAAACACAGCGCCUGUGGUCCUCGACCCGUUGAGCUCGGAUCGAGGUCUGGUAGAACGUAUAUGGGUGGAUGAGGGCAGCCAACUGAAUGGCGAUGGUGCAAAAGUAGAAACGGGCGAUGUUGAACAAAAACAGUAUACCUUGUUAGACAAGGAGCCACCGAAUUUACCUUCAAAGCAUGACCGUUCUCUCCCUCCGCCACCAUCCUCGGGUGAGGCCAUGACGUCGGCCGUCUUUUACAUCUCAUCUGACAGAUUUACGGCACUCCACAAGCGCUGUCUGGAUGAGGCGGGGGCUGGAUCGCGCAUCUCUGGAAAUGACAGCAUGACGGCACUGAUCUGGCGCAGUCUGCUCAAAGCUAGACACGCGGCAGCCGUCGCCGCCGGUCGAGCCAGCGAGUCAGACGAUGUCAUGGCCUUGCUGCAACUCACCCUCGAUGGACGUCCUGAUAUCUCGGCCAAGGGUUCCAUGCCAUUCGAAUACCUGGGCAACCUGGUGUUCUGGAAUCGGGUUGCCAUGCCAAUCUCGACACUAACUUCUCCCGAAACCAGCAUUGCCGCUGUGGCCAUGGCUAUCCGCAGAGAGGUCGAGGCAGCCACUGCGCAGGCCAUGCUAGACGCAUACGGGCGGGCUCGCCGCCUUGAAGACAUCUCAAAGCUUCAGCUCUCUAUCACGCAUGCCCAUGGUUACGACAUGAUUCUCUCGUCUCUGAUGAUGCUGCGCAUCGAGGAAAUGCGGUGGGGCGGCGGCGUAUUCGACAAUGGUGGCAAAGCCGAUGCGUUGAGGCCUCUCUUUGAUGAUAUUAAUAAGGCGGGUCGUCUUUGUUUCCCGAUGCCACGCGAGUCUGGGCAGGGUGUCGAGUUUGUGAUUAAUCUGUUCAAGGAUGAAUGGGAUAUCUUGCUCAAAGAUGAAGAGUUUGGGGAAUAUGCUUUGUUUUUGACUUCUUGA